CACGGGACACCCCAACCGGCGCAGAUAAGGGUCGGGAGCGCGCGAGCAAUCUCCAGCCUCAUCCUAUACCGCCCGGGUCCCAGGUCCGCAGCAGCCACACCCCGGAAGGGUCCCCUAGGCUCACAAACCCGCCCGGCUCCGCUCCCAGCUCCGCCCCGCCUCGCCCCGCCCCGUCCCGGCUCCACCUAGCCCGGACUCCGUACCGCCCUGUCCCAGAGCCCGCCCUUCUCGGUCAACCAAGUGUCACGUGACCGCGGGCGGCUCCCAGACCGCCUGAGACCGACGCUGUCUACGACCAGUUCCUCCUCGGUUCUGAACCGCCCUCGUCCCAUGGCGCCGGAACCUCCCGGGUCAAUGUGAAGUGACGUCUGCACCUGAUCCCAAGCCGGUGCUGGCACCUCUGGGUGAACAGGGUCAGAUCCCCGCCCCGCGUGAAGUUAAAGAAGCCCUCGUCUUUUAGGGGCUCUGUGGAAUUAACACCCCAGGUCACCCCCUUCUGAGUUCUAACAUUUGCUGGAGCUUCAGAGAGUGGACCUACAGACAGAAGUAUUUGGGUCUGGGGGCUCAGGGGAGGAGAAGGGCUCGGGCCUGAGACCUCAGGUGGGGGCUGGCCUGGGAGUUCAAGGAACGAGCCUGCUGGAAUCGCUCUGCCUGCCCUUCCAAGGGAUUGAGGACACAGGCCCAUCUGUAUCCCUGCCAUGGGGGCCCUGGGGACCCUUUUUUUGGCAUUGGCUGCAGGCCUGAGCAUUGCCAACCCACCUAACAUCGUGCUGAUCUUUGCUGAUGACCUGGGCUAUGGGGACCUCGGCUCCUAUGGGCACCCCAGUUCUACCACCCCCAACCUGGAUCAGUUGGCUGAAGGGGGACUACGGUUCACAGAUUUCUAUGUGCCCGUGUCUCUGUGCACGCCAUCUCGGGCUGCCCUCCUGACUGGCCGGCUCCCAGUUCGAUCAGGCAUGUACCCUGGAGUUCUGGGGCCCAGUUCCCAAGGGGGCCUGCCCUUGGAGGAGGUGACUUUAGCCGAAGUCCUGGCUGCUCGAGGUUAUCUUACAGGGAUGGCUGGCAAGUGGCAUCUUGGAGUGGGGCCAGAGGGAACCUUCCUGCCCCCACAUCAGGGCUUCCAUCGAUUCCUGGGCAUCCCAUAUUCCCAUGACCAGGGCCCCUGUCAGAACCUAACCUGCUUCCCACCAGACAUCCCCUGCAGUGGUGGCUGUGAUCAAGGCCUAGUUCCCAUCCCACUACUAGCCAACCUGACUGUAGAGGCCCAGCCCCCUUGGCUGCCUGGACUGGAGGCCCGGUAUGUGUCUUUCUCCCGGGACCUCAUGGCUGAUGCCCAGCGCCAGGGCCGACCAUUCUUCCUGUACUACGCUUCCCACCACACCCACUACCCUCAGUACAGUGGACAAAGCUUCACCAAGCGCUCGGGCCGUGGGCCCUUUGGGGACUCCUUGAUGGAGCUGGAUGGAGCUGUAGGGGCCUUGAUGACAGCUGUGGGGGACCUAGGUCUGCUGGGAGAGACACUGGUCAUCUUCACUGCAGAUAACGGUCCUGAAUUGAUGCGUAUGUCUGUUGGUGGCUGCUCCGGUCUCUUGAGAUGUGGAAAAGGAACAACAUUUGAAGGUGGUGUCCGAGAACCUGCCUUGGCCUACUGGCCGGGUCACAUUACUCCUGGUGUAACCCACGAGCUGGCCAGCUCUCUGGACCUGCUGCCCACCCUGGCAGCCCUGACCGGAGCUCCGUUGCCCAACAUCACCUUGGAUGGUGUUGACAUUAGCCCCCUGCUGCUAGGCACAGGCAAGAGCCCACGGAAGUCUGUCUUCUUCUACCCGCCCUACCCAGACGAGAUCAACGGGGUCUUUGCUGUUCGGAAUGGGAAAUACAAGGCUCAUUUCUUCACCCAGGGCUCCGCCCACAGCGACACCACAUCAGAUCCUGCCUGUCAUGCUGCCAACCAUCUGACGGCUCAUGAGCCCCCGCUGCUCUACGACUUGUCUGAGGACCCCGGUGAGAACUACAAUCUUUUGGAAAGUAUGGAGAAGGUCUCCUCAGAAGCCCUCCAGGCUUUGAAGCACAUCCAGCUCCUCAAGGCCCAGUAUGACGCAGCCAUGACUUUCAGCCCCAGCCAGAUAGCCAAGGGUGAGGACCCUUCCCUGCAGAUCUGCUGUCAGCCGAGCUGCUCUCCCCACCCAGUCUGCUGCCACUGCCCCGACUCCAAGUCCUGAGGGGACUGGAGAAAUCACAGGGGUCCCUCAAGGGUAACCCAGGACCCCUAGCCCUGUCCCGAGUGUGUGUGGUUUGUAUCAGGUAAUGUAAUAACAUCAGCUGAGACUUGCAGCAGGCAUGCUGUGGUAACUCAGAUAUCAGUGCUAUUCUCCUGUGCUACAAACAAGGACAUUGAAUCGCAGGGAAUCUCGGAACCUGUCCAAGUCCAAUGUCACCUUACCAGAAGGAGCUUGAGCUAGGAUUUGAACCCCAGGCAUCCAGGGUCUGAAAUUUGUUCCACCCUGGUGAUCUGGAUGUGUCCGUGCAUCGCUAAAGCACAGACAUGUCCAUUCACUGAAACCGGUAGUGAGUUCAAGUGCCAGGAACUGUGAGGGAGGAGUGGUGAGGGCAGAUAAACCCUGAAGAUGCAAAAAGCCCCUGGAAGACAGGUUUUCCUCAAGGAGCCCUGGUAGAGGCCCUGGAACUGGCCACCCUGGCUCUUAAAGAAAUCAAUCGUCUGGAAUUAGGUGAGAAGCAGAUCAUUCCCAGUAGAGUUAAGGAACUGGAGACCCUGCUAGAUCCCAGGAAAGCUCAUUAGCAGCUUCUGAGCCCACCUCCUGGGGGCUUACCUGCCUCUCAAGCUCUGAAUCUCUCCAGUGUGCCUACUUCAAGUCUCCCCGUCCUAUCUAAUUUUCUACCAAAAAAAAAAAAAAAGUUAUCUACAAAGUAAUCUUUUAGAAACAUCUAUGGAGGGGGGCAAUAAGAUGAUGGGGGGGGGGAGAACCACUUACCAUGCAAACCUGGCAACCUGGGUUCAAUCCCCAGAAACUCCCCCGAAAAGGCCAGACACAGUGGCCCACAUCUAUAAGCCCAGGAUUCUUAGGGGAGACAGGGAAGAGAAAGGAGAAUUGGCCGGAGUCUUGCAGACCAAGCAGCCUAGAGUAUACAGCAUGGUAGAAAUAAGAAAGACCCUGCCUUAACAAGAUAGGAAGAAAACCUGAUCCCCAACAUUGUGUUCUGACCUCCGCAAAUGCUCUGUGGCCCACAUGUCU
Messenger RNA from Mastomys coucha (southern multimammate mouse), 3254 nucleotides. It is a transcript of the gene Arsa, whose product is annotated as arylsulfatase A. The record is from RefSeq and is a predicted model, not a curated record. Gene Ontology annotation, molecular function: arylsulfatase activity. Lineage: Eukaryota; Metazoa; Chordata; Mammalia; Rodentia; Muridae. The transcript is spliced from 8 exons. The coding region runs from base 699 to 2222 and encodes 507 amino acids.